GCGCAGCUGCACUCACCUCACCUGCACUCCACUGCUCUGGACUAUAAGCUGCCUGCUGCCAUUGUUCUCGAGACAAGCAAGGUGCGAUCGAGAGCGAGAGAUGGAGGCGGCCACUCCUCUGCUGACGCCGUACAAGAUGGGCGACUUCGAGCUCAAGCACCGGGUGGUGAUGGCGCCGCUGACGAGGCAGCGCUCCUACGGCAACGUGCCGCAGGCGCACGCCGCCGUCUACUACUCCCAGCGCGCCACCAAGGGCGGGCUCAUGAUCACCGAGGCCACGGGCGUCUCCGACACGGCGCAGGGCUACACCGACACCCCCGGCAUCUGGACGGCCAAGCAGGUGGACGCCUGGCGCCCCAUCGUCGACGCCGUCCACGCCAAGGGCGCCGUCUUCUUCUGCCAGCUCUGGCACGUCGGCCGCGUCUCCACCACCGCGUUCCAGCCCGGCGGCGCGGCGCCCAUCUCCAGCACCGACCGCGCGGUGUCCCCCCAGAGGAGCUUCGACGGCCACGUGGAGGAGUUCUCCGCGCCGCGGCGGCUCGAGGCCCGCGAGAUCCCCGCCGUCGUCGACGACUUCCGCCGGGCCGCGCGGAACGCGCUCGACGCCGGGUUCGACGGCGUCGAGAUCCACGGCGCCAACGGCUACAUCAUCGAGCAGUUCCUCAAGGACAGCGCCAACGACCGCGCCGACGAGUACGGCGGCACCCUCGAGCGGCGCUGCCGCUUCGCGAUCGAGGUCGUCGAGGCCGUCGCCGGCGAGGUCGGCGCGCGCCGCGUGGGGGUCCGCCUCUCGCCAUUCACGGACUACAUGGACUGCCACGACUCCGACCCGGAGGCCCUGGCGGGCUACCUCGUCGACAAGCUCAGCGCCGUCGGCGUGCUCUACUGCCACAUGAUCGAGCCCCGGAUGGCGCUGGUGGACGGGCGCCGGCAGAUCCCGCACCGGCUGCUGCCGUACCGGAAGGCGUUCCGGGGCACCUUCAUCGCCUCCGGCGGGUACGACAGGGCGGAGGGGAACAAGGUGGUGGACGAGGGGUACACGGACCUGGUGUCCUUCGGCCGGCUGUUCCUGGCGAAUCCGGACCUCCCCAGGAGGUUCGAGCUCCCCGACGCGCCGCUCAACAAGUACGACCGCGCCACCUUCUACACCUCCGACCCCGUCGUCGGCUACACCGACUACCCGUUCCUCGACGACGUCGUCCAGGCCGCCUGAUCGUCGUCCAUCGACAUUGUACCCGUCGUGUUGCACAUCCUCUGCUCUUCCAACUUCCUUUUAUUCGUCGAUGCGUCGUCGACAACCUUGUACUCUGCUGCUUGAUCGGUGUGCACGAUAUAGCAUGUUACGAAUGUCAGGAGUUGCAAAAUAAAUCAAGUUUGACCCGUAAUUUUACAAGAGAA
This is a messenger RNA of Panicum hallii, 1398 nucleotides long. Its product is annotated as putative 12-oxophytodienoate reductase 5. NCBI's taxonomy places the organism in Eukaryota, Viridiplantae, Streptophyta, Magnoliopsida, Poales, Poaceae. The coding region runs from base 101 to 1213 and encodes 370 amino acids. The transcript has a single exon. Gene Ontology annotation, molecular function: FMN binding; oxidoreductase activity. The record is from RefSeq and is a predicted model, not a curated record.